AAAAAAACCCACCGCGGAACAUUAAUUUUGGAAAGCAAGUUUCGAGCUGACACCGUGUAGUAGAAAACAUGGCGGCAAUUAGCACGAAACAAAAGCUUCUAACCCUAAUAGAUGAUAUUGAAAUCGUAUCUAAGGAGUUGUUCGAUGUGAUGAGCACCCCGAAAAACCAACAGAAGACAGAUGCACCAGAUCCUGCCCUUUUGAUGGAACUGCUUGUCCAGAAAGACAAAGAAAUGAAAGAAUCGUUAAAACUUGCUGAAGAACAGAUGGAUAUCCAGAAAAUUAUGGAUGAAUUAAAAAUGGAAGUUGAAAAGCGAGAUACCGAUAUCAGAAAUUUACAGAAGAACUUCAAAGAAGCAGAAACCAUUUUAGCAACUGCAAUCUACCAAGCGAAGCAGAAAUUGAACUCCAUUGCCCAAGCUAACAAAAAGACAAUAUCAUCUGAGGAACUUAUCAAAUUUGCACACAGAAUCAGUGCCAGUAAUGCUAUUGCAGCACCUGUUACAUGGGCACCUGGUACUGUAUUGGUUUCUUACUCUUUUCUACAUGUCUACAUGUUACUGUUGCUCACCUUUUUUUAUUCCAUUUCAAAAGCAUAUCACAAAGGGAAUACCAGUCCAAACAGUUCUUUUCUGAGAGUUUGUGAGGGACCCAUACAUUAUUGUGAGAAAUGUAUCCUAGCUUCACUAGGUGUUCCUGAGCUGUACUUUUAGAAACUUUCAAUUCCCCUGCAAGUUCUCUAGUCGUAAUAUUUGAGUUUUCUUUGAUUUUUGUCUUCAAAACAUCUUCAUCCAGUUUUGAAGGUCUUCCACUGCGACCGUCAUCUUCCAAGCUAAACUCUCCAGCUUUAAAUUUUGCAAACCACCUUCGAACUGUUGAUUCACCUACAGAUAACCAGAAUGAAAGAUAAAUCUAUUUUUAGUCAGGAACAAAGAAGAGAUGCAUUACCACUUGAAGCAAUGCCAAAGUUUUAACUGUGUUACGUUUCAGGUGUGUUCAAUGAAGCGUUAAAAGAUUUAACUUAGAACUUUCCGGACAACCUAAUGAGGAGGUAGCUUUGUGGCUGGUCAAGAUAUAAUAUUUUAAAACUGUUUUAUGGUUGCUAUUGUUUAGCAAUAUUCAUGU
This is a messenger RNA of Octopus sinensis (East Asian common octopus), 1125 nucleotides long. Its product is annotated as mediator of RNA polymerase II transcription subunit 4. Gene Ontology annotation, cellular component: mediator complex; core mediator complex. Bases 69 to 713 code for a protein of 214 amino acids. Gene Ontology annotation, biological process: regulation of transcription by RNA polymerase II. Lineage: Eukaryota; Metazoa; Mollusca; Cephalopoda; Octopoda; Octopodidae. The transcript is spliced from 6 exons. The record is from RefSeq and is a predicted model, not a curated record. Gene Ontology annotation, molecular function: transcription coregulator activity.